GUAUCCCUUUGAGAUCUGUCAUUAUGCGUUCCUGCAUUGCGAUUCUCUUCCUUUUGUUGAUUGUGUGCUGCCACGUAGUGUACGGUGGUCCAUUUGAACGAGCCGAUCUGACAAUGAUAGAAGAUCCAAGAUUUGUUUAUAAAAGAGCCAAUGGAGAUCAAAAAGAACUGGUAAUGGCUCGACUCCAACAGCUUCUUGGUCCAGAAGCAUUCACAGAAAUAGACUCACAUGGUCGUUUAUCAAAUCUUCAACGACUUGGAUAACACUUUCAUCUAAAAUACAUCUUCAUCGUCCAAACACUUCCACCAACACGUGCCGCACAAAAAGAUCAAAGAGGGAUUCAGAGAUUCUGUUUAAUUGUGUGUAACAACAUUAACGCCAUUUUCUAAUUUUCAUUAUUUUUACAUUCUGCUCUCGAACAACAGUCCAUCACUCCAAAAUAAAAUGUGUGUUAC
Molecule: messenger RNA, 455 nt
Organism: Caenorhabditis elegans
Lineage: Eukaryota; Metazoa; Nematoda; Chromadorea; Rhabditida; Rhabditidae
Gene: nssp-17
Product: Neuropeptide-Like Protein
Exons: 2
Coding region: 24-263 (79 amino acids)
Source: RefSeq, marked reviewed